Molecule: messenger RNA, 1257 nt
Organism: Wallemia mellicola CBS 633.66
Lineage: Eukaryota; Fungi; Basidiomycota; Wallemiomycetes; Wallemiales; Wallemiaceae
Product: phosphoglycerate kinase
Exons: 4
Coding region: 1-1257 (418 amino acids)
Biological process (GO): gluconeogenesis; glycolytic process
Cellular component (GO): cytosol
Molecular function (GO): ATP binding; ADP binding; phosphoglycerate kinase activity
Source: RefSeq, a predicted model, not a curated record
AUGGCCGAUUCUAAAGCGCUCAACAUCACAGACAUCGACGUCGCUGACAAGCGUGUCCUCAUCCGUUGUGAUUUCAACGUACCACUUGACAAGAAGACUGGUGAGAUCACCAACCCAGCCAGAAUUGUCGGUGCCCUCCCAACUAUCAAAUACGCACAAGAGAAGGGUGCUAAGGCUGUCGUCCUCAUGUCACACAUGGGCAGACCAGACGGUCAACCAAACGCCAAGUACUCCCUCAAGAUCGUCGCAGAUGAAUUGGAGAAGCAACUCAACCAAAAGAUCAUCUUCACAAAUGACUGUGUUGGUCCUGAAGUAGAGAACACCGUCAACAGCGCACCAAAGGGCGCUAUCGUCUUGCUCGAGAACCUCCGUUUCCACAUUGAGGAAGAAGGUUCAAGAAAGGACGAACAAGGCAACAAGAUCAAGGCUGACCAAGCAGCCGUUGACUCAUUCCGUCAACAACUCACCAAGCUCGGUGAUGUCUACGUCAACGAUGCAUUCGGUACCGCCCACAGAGCUCACUCAUCUGUCUCAGGUAUCAAGCUCGACACCAGAGCAGCUGGUUUCCUCGUCAAGAAGGAACUUGAAUACUUUGCUAGAGUUUUGGAGGCUCCAGAGAGACCAUUCCUUGCUAUCCUUGGUGGUGCUAAGGUCUCAGACAAGAUCCAAUUGAUCGACAACAUGCUCGAAAAGGUCAACUCACUCAUCAUCUGUGGUGGUAUGGCUUACACCUUCAAGAAGGCUGAGGGUGUAUCCAUCGGUGACUCCCUCUUCGACAAAGCUGGUUUCGAAAAGGUCGAUGAAAUCAAGAAGAAGGCAGAAAAGCACAACGUUAAGCUCCUUAUCCCAACAGACUUCGUCAUCAGCCAAGAAUUCUCAAAUGACGGUGCCAACAAGGUCGUCACUGACAAGGAAGGUAUCCCAGACAAGUGGGAAGGUCUUGACAUUGGUCCAGCAUCCAGAGAAGCAUUCGCAGAGGAAAUCAAGAAGAGCAAGACUAUCCUCUGGAACGGUCCAGCAGGUGUCUUCGAAUUCCCAACCUACGCUAAGGGUUCAAAUGCCCUCCUUGAUGCAGCUGUCGAAGCUCAAAAGAACGGCACAAAUGUUAUCAUUGGUGGUGGUGAUACCGCAACUGUCGUCGCAAAGGCAGGUAAAGAAGAUGCACUCGCCCACGUCUCAACCGGUGGUGGUUCAUCCCUUGAAUUGCUCCAAGGUGAUGUCCUCCCAGGUGUUGAUUACCUUAGUGAAAGAAAGUAA